Solanum stenotomum is the source of this 693-nucleotide messenger RNA. Its product is annotated as secreted RxLR effector protein 161-like. The transcript has a single exon. NCBI's taxonomy places the organism in Eukaryota, Viridiplantae, Streptophyta, Magnoliopsida, Solanales, Solanaceae. Bases 1 to 693 code for a protein of 230 amino acids. The record is from RefSeq and is a predicted model, not a curated record.
AUGAAAGAUCUUGGAGAGUUAAAGUUUUUUCUGGGAAUAGAAUUCUCAAGGUCUCAUAAAGGAAUUUUAAUGAACCAAAGAAAGUAUGCCUUGGAGCUGAUAGGAGACUUAGGCUUGAGUGGUUCAAAGCCAGCCUGGACACCUUUGGAGUUCAACCAGAAAUUCACAACAAAGGAACUAGAUGACCUCACAGGAAUCAGUGAUGAUGAGCCCUUAGAGGAUAAGGGAAAAUAUCAAAAACUGAUUGGAAAGCUCUUAUAUUUGACACUGACCAGGUUGGAUAUAGCAUUUGCAGUUCAGACUCUCAGCCAGUUCAUGCAACAACCAAAAAAAUCUCAUUGGGAAGCAGCCUUAAGAGUAGUCAGAUAUAUUAAGAGGGAACCCGGAAUGGGAAUUUUAAUGAGCAGCAGUGGAGACAACACAUUGACAGCAUUCUGUGAUGCUGAUUGGGCAUCAUGCCCUAAUACCAGAAAGUCUGUGGCAGGAUUCUUGGUAAAUCAUGGAGAAUCACUUAUUUCCUGGAAAUCAAAAAAACAAAAUACUGUCUCAAGGAGCUCUGCUGAAUCAGAGUACAAAAGUAUGGCUUCAACAUGUUCAGAGUUAGUGUGGCUGACUGGAUUGUUUGAAGAGCUGGGAGUAGAAAUAAGAAGCCCAUUGCACUGUAUUAUGAUAGUCGAGCAGCCUUGCAAAUAG